CCCAUUAAUACCCUAGAAGGAUGGAUAGCUCAUGGGGUUGUUAUGGACUUUAUGAAAGUCCCACAGGAUCGUUAUGAAAGAGUAGUUGAAGAGGUAAUGGAAAUUCCUUCUCCUGCUUAAGGGAAUGUUGUUGCAUCUCAAGAUAAUUUGGUUCUUGCUCCGUCUCCUCAACCCGUUCAUCCUACUCCAUCUUCUCCGAUGACGAGGUCUCGAACGCGCUCUCAGGCUUCUCUUCCUCCUCCUUAAGGAGUUGUUGCCUCGGCCUCUCCAAUCCCAAUCGAUAAAGACCCUCGACCAGGAAUCAGUAAAAUUUCCCCUUCUAAAGGAAAAUAGGUCGUAAUUGAAGAAGUAGAGGAAGAAAGCUCAGCCUCAUUGUCUGGAGAUACGGCUUCUAUUGAAUAUGACACUGAGGAAGAUGACGAAGAAGCUGAUGAUGAUGAUGGUGAUGAUUUUGAAGAAGGAGAAGUUAAUAUUGAUGAUGAAGAUGAUGUUGAUAUUGUUAUGGAAUGUGUUCCUGCUGAUAAAGGGCAUCCCUCAUCGAUUCCUCAAAAUGUCGAAACUGAAGGUCCUUCUACUGCUGAUAUUCCUACAAAAAUUUCAACCAUAGAAGAGGAAGAUGAGGAACCUUUGGAUUAUGGUGAAUAUGGAUAUUCACCAGAUCUUCCUCUGGUUGCACCAAUAGUCUCACCGAGGGUCUCUUUGACUCCUUUGGUGGCACCAAGGAUGGUGGCUCGUGGAAUUGUCUUUUCGGUAGAGCCAACCAAUUUGCCAAUUCCGAAGACCAUAGACUCAAGUACUGAGGCCAGAGCGCCUUCUUUUGCUGAGAUGAUAGGAUCUGGUCCUUUCUCUGCCAGGGGGAUGCAAUCUCCUAUUGCUCAAGUCCUGGCGGAAGGAAAUCUGCCUCAAAGCAACACAGCUAGCUCUAGCUCCGUCGCUACUGUAUCGGAUAUAUUAUCUUUUGAGAAGGUUCCUGCAUAUAAACUGAUGUUGAUGAGGAAUUCUAUGUCGACAGUUGUCGAGAUGUUUAAAGAUCUCGAUCAAUGGUCAGAUCUAGCGGUUGCUAUGAAUGUCUUAGACAGUGCUGCGAGAAUGGCCAAAGUCAAUGUCUCUCAUGUGCGUGAUGCUCUCUCCAGAUUUCAUAAUUCAAUAAUUGCUUUGAAGUCAGUCGAGAAUAUAGUUGUUCCUCUGGAAAUUCUGGAGUAUGGAAGACAACUAGCAUCUUCUAAAGAGAAAGCUUCCCAGAUUACCUCUGUCAUUUCUCGACAUGAUCAAGAAUAGUUAUCUCUUCAAGAGCAAUUUAAGGCUUCUACUGAUAACAAGAAAACUAUUCAGCGUCGAAUUGCUCUUCUAAAGCAAGAGAUUAUCCAGCU
Molecule: messenger RNA, 1370 nt
Organism: Magnolia sinica
Lineage: Eukaryota; Viridiplantae; Streptophyta; Magnoliopsida; Magnoliales; Magnoliaceae
Exons: 3
Coding region: 502-1278 (258 amino acids)
Source: RefSeq, a predicted model, not a curated record